Manihot esculenta (cassava) is the source of this 1799-nucleotide messenger RNA. RefSeq names its product sugar transport protein 8. Bases 71 to 1678 code for a protein of 535 amino acids. Gene Ontology annotation, cellular component: membrane. NCBI's taxonomy places the organism in Eukaryota, Viridiplantae, Streptophyta, Magnoliopsida, Malpighiales, Euphorbiaceae. Gene Ontology annotation, molecular function: monosaccharide transmembrane transporter activity. The record is from RefSeq and is a predicted model, not a curated record. The transcript is spliced from 4 exons. Gene Ontology annotation, biological process: monosaccharide transmembrane transport.
CCAGCAAAAAGUUGAAAAUCUCGGCUUAAAAUCUAUAAGGACAGACUUUUAUUUUGAUUGGAGGUGGUUUAUGGCAUUGUGUAGAGAAAGUAAAGAUUCCACCAUGCUUGACUUAAGUCAGGGCGAGGACGCCGCUGCUGGUGGUGGUGGUAGUGGUGGUGGGGACUUCCCCGCCAAGCUCACCAAGCAGGUCGUUGUUUGUACCAUAAUUGCAGCCGUUGGUGGUCUCAUGUUUGGCUAUGAUAUUGGCAUAUCUGGAGGAGUAACGUCAAUGGACAGUUUCUUGAAGAAAUUCUUCCCAACUGUUUAUGUCAAGAAACACCAAGCCAAGGCAAACAACUACUGCAAAUACAAUAACCAGUAUCUUCAGCUUUUCGCAUCUUCCCUCUACUUUGCAGCCAUAGUGGCUAGCUUUUUUGCUUCCGUAAUUAGCAAGAAAUUUGGCCGGAAACCCACCAUCCAAGUUGCCUCUAUCUUAUUUCUUAGUGGAGCCGUAUUGAAUGCUGCUGCUCAGAAUCUUGCCAUGUUGAUUGCUGGAAGGAUGCUUCUGGGCGCCGGAGUAGGAUUUGGCAACCAGGCAGUUCCUUUGUUCAUAUCAGAAAUUGCACCUCCAAGGAAUAGAGGAGGCCUUAACGUUAUUUUCCAAUUGAUGAUCACAUUUGGCGUUCUGAUUGCUAAUAUUAUUAAUUAUGGUACUUCAAAGCUGCACCCAUAUGGGUGGAGGAUAUCACUGGGUGGUGCUGUAGGGCCUGCUUUGAUUCUUCUCAUUGGCUCUAUCAUCAUCGUGGAGACUCCAACGAGCCUUAUAGAGCGAGGAAGAAAAGAAAAAGGCUUAUCUACUUUGAAGAAGAUCAGAGGCGUUGAUAAUGUUGAUAAAGAAUAUGCAGAAAUUUUGAGUGCCGUUGAAAUGGCUAAGCAAUAUAAAAACCCCUUCAGGAACCUCUUGAGUAGGUAUAAUAGACCUCAACUUAUCUGUGGCUCACUUCUUCAGUUCUUCCAGCAGUUCACAGGCAUCACUGCAGUCAUGUUUUAUGCCCCGGUGCUCUUUCUAACUAUGGGAUUUGGAGAUGAUGCGUCCCUAUUGUCAGCUGUUAUGGCAAAUACAGUUAAACCCAUAGGCACAGUGGUUGCUAUUUUAGUUGUGGAUAGAGUUGGAAGAAGGGUGUUGCUUGUUGAAGCUGCCAUUCAAAUGUUCAUUUCUCAGUGUGCAAUUGGAGGAAUUCUUGCAGCGCACUUGAAAGCUACAAAUAUUGUGCCAAAACAUUAUUCUAUAGCUGUGAUCUGCUUGAUCUGUUUAUUCUUGGCUGGUUUUGCAUGGUCAUGGGGUCCCCUUGGCUGGUUAAUUCCUAGUGAAACCUUCCCACUGGAGACUCGAAGUUCUGCUUUGUUCAUUACUGUUAGCAUGAACAUGUUGUUUACAUUCAUAAUUGCCCAAUCAUUUCUCACAAUGCUAUGUCAUAUGCGAUCUGGGAUUUUCUUCUUCUUCGCUUUCUGGCUUGUUGUUAUGGGACUUUUUGCCAUUUUCAUGCUCCCUGAGACGAAAGGAAUCCCAAUUGAUGAAAUGAUUGAUAGAGCAUGGAAGAAACAUUGGUUUUGGAAAAGGUACUUGAAGGAUUAUGAUGCUGGAAAGGGCCAGCAGGAACUCCAAGAUAAACCACUGGAGAAGUCAAUUGAAUAAGAUGUUCUGUUCCCACACUUUACUUCUGCUGAUUGUAGAUGGCUUACAGUUUCUGUUUUCUUUCUAUAGGAUAAUAAACAUGUUCUUGAUGAUUAUCAAAAGAUAGUUGCAAUUGAUUUUC